AAAGAACCAACUCUUUCCGUGUACGUAACGACGACCGCAGUCUAAGACCCCGCCCACCCUCAUUGACGGCAAAAUGGCGACGGAGAAUUGUGAUGCUGUGAACAUGGACCCUGACAUCGAACUGCUUAGUGACGAGGAGAUAGAAAGGGAUGCAGAAGCAUACAAGGAGCAAGGCAAUGUUUUUUACAUCAAGAAGGACUACACAGAGGCAUUCAAUUAUUACACCAAGGCUAUUGAUAUGUCUCCAAAAAAUGCAAGCUACUACGGAAACCGGGCGGCCACGCUAAUGAUGCUGUGCCGGUACAGGGAGGCUUUGGAGGAUUCCCAGCAAGCAGUGCGACUAGACAACAGCUUUAUGAAAGGACAUCUGCGAGAGGGUAAGUGCCACCUCUCACUUGGAAAUGCUAUGGCAGCCAGCCGCUGUUUCCAGAAAGUUCUGGAACUGGAGCCAGAUAACAGCCAAGCCCAGCAGGAGCUAAAGAAUGCAGAGUCCAUCCUUGAAUAUGAGAGAAUGGCAGAGAUUGGAUUUGAAAAGAGAGACUUCAGAAUGGUUGUGUUUUGUAUGGACCGUGCCUUGGAGAGUGCGUCAGCUUGUCACAAGUUCAAGAUUUUGAAGGCAGAAUGUUUAGCCUUACUGGGACGAUACCCAGAAGCUCAGUCUGUCGCCAGUGACAUACUCCGAAUAGACUCCACCAACGCUGACGCUCUUUACGUGCGCGGUCUCUGUCUGUAUUAUGAGGACUGCAUUGAUAAGGCUGUUCAGUUCUUCGUCCAGGCCCUGCGUAUGGCUCCUGACCACGACAAGGCCCGACUCGCAUGUAGAAAUGCCAAAGCGUUAAAAGCCAAGAAAGAAGAAGGGAACAAGGCGUUCAAGGAGGGCAACUUUGAGGCAGCGUAUGAUUUGUACUCAGAGGCCCUAACAAUAGACCCAAACAACAUCAAGACUAAUGCCAAACUGUACUGCAACAGAGCCACAGUUGGAUCUAAGCUGAAGAAACUAGAACAAGCCAUUGAAGACUGCACAAAGGCCAUUAAGCUGGAUGAGACCUACAUCAAGGCCUAUUUAAGGAGAGCACAGUGCUACAUGGACACAGAGCAGUAUGAAGAGGGAGUGAGGGAUUAUGAGAAGGUCUACCAGACAGAAAAGACAAAAGAACAUAAACAUCUCCUCAAAACGGCUCAACUGGAGUUAAAGAAAAGCAAGCGGAAAGAUUACUACAAGAUACUCGGAGUGGAUAAGAACGCCACAGAAGAGGAGAUCAAAAAAGCGUACCGCAAACGUGCACUUUUACAUCACCCAGACCGGCAUAGCAGUGCUAGUACUGAGGUGCAGAAAGAAGAGGAGAAAAAGUUUAAGGAAGUGGGCGAGGCUUUCAGCGUGCUUUCAGACGCAAAGAAAAAGGCUCGCUAUGACAGCGGGCAGGACCUGGAGGAUGACGGCAUGAACAUGGGAGACUUUGAUGCCAACAACAUUUUCAAGGCAUUCUUUGGAGGACCAGGGGGUUUUAGCUUUGAAGCGUCUGGACCAGGAAACUUCUUCUUCCAGUUUGGUUAAUUGGAGGUGGUGUCUGCAUUAACAGCAACAACAUCAGGACUUUUCUACAAUGUCGACCCCACUACCCACCAUCUGUAUUUAAUGACUGACUAUAAGUCAGAUUAUUCCUGUCUAUGCCAUUGGCUGAAUGAAUGCAACCCAGUGACCACACGCAGUGAAUUAUUUACAGCAAGGACACCAAGGUGACUCCGAUCGAUUAUUCCUACUGGGUUUUUUUUUUUUUUUUUUUCUUCCAGAAUAAAACAAACUCAAAAAUCAGUAACGGCUACCAACAACAAUCCAAAUAAUCUGUGGAGCUUUGACAGAGAAAUUGUGCAGUAAUUGUGUCGGAGCUUGAAAUGUCAUCCUGGGAGAAAAUGUUGAGAUGCAAUAUUACAUCUAGCAAGCGGUUAUUUUUGCCCACUUUUCUGCUGAGGGAGUAUUCUCUGCAUGAAACGUGGUAACUUGAUCAAUGUUUUCUGAGGAAAAUCACUGAGCAAGCCCCAUCUCCCGCUCGUUCCAAAGAACAUGACAGCAGGCUGCUACAAAUUCACAUUAAAACCCACUUUCUCGUCGCUUUGUAGAUUACGAGGCGGCAGAUGAUCUUUUUUUUUUUUUUUUUGAAGCAGAAAACAGCUGGAGGUCUUGACCUACACAAAUGGCAUGGCCAAAGCACACUAGAGAGAUGACAGUGAGGUCAGUAGUGGCAGCUUUGUUGCUGGCUGAGUCAUGGGUUUUAUGUUUGGUGUUGCCAUUCUGAGCUUGCUGCAUUGUACAUUUUACUGGAAUGUAAAGUGUUAAUUUGUGAUGUUAAAGUUUUUCAGUUUUUUUUUUAUUUUCAUAUCUAUAUUUAUUGUAAAUUUGCUGUCAAACUGUCAGUAUGAGAUGAAGACACUUCUGUUUGAAAAAAGGAAACGUAUGGAGCCUUUCUGCGGGAAGAUAAUUGAUUUGCUAGGUUUGCAUGAAGUCUGCUUAAAUGACUUAUUCUGCCUUUGUUAUUGGAGUUUGAUCCAAGCCAUCUAGUUUUGCUCAAAGCAAGAUGUAAUAUUAAAUUGCAAAUGUUUUAUUGUUGUCUUAGACAGUCGGACUCUGUGAAUUAUUUGAAACCUGGCAAAUUUUUGUUUCUUCCUGAUUUGAAAAAAGAAGUCUCUCCUCAUCUUUGCCCUCUGGAAACCAGCCUUUCUUUACCUCUCGAAAGGUAUCAGCUGUAUCAAUAAAGUUGACCUUCUCUUAGUUUCCCCGA
Molecule: messenger RNA, 2777 nt
Organism: Xiphophorus couchianus (Monterrey platyfish)
Lineage: Eukaryota; Metazoa; Chordata; Actinopteri; Cyprinodontiformes; Poeciliidae
Gene: dnajc7
Product: DnaJ (Hsp40) homolog, subfamily C, member 7
Exons: 15
Coding region: 74-1555 (493 amino acids)
Molecular function (GO): protein binding
Source: RefSeq, a predicted model, not a curated record